Molecule: messenger RNA, 1452 nt
Organism: Puntigrus tetrazona (Sumatra barb)
Lineage: Eukaryota; Metazoa; Chordata; Actinopteri; Cypriniformes; Cyprinidae
Gene: cdx1b
Product: caudal type homeobox 1 b
Exons: 3
Coding region: 110-871 (253 amino acids)
Biological process (GO): embryo development; anterior/posterior axis specification; animal organ morphogenesis
Cellular component (GO): nucleus
Molecular function (GO): RNA polymerase II transcription regulatory region sequence-specific DNA binding; DNA-binding transcription factor activity, RNA polymerase II-specific
Source: RefSeq, a predicted model, not a curated record
GAAUCUGGCCAGGUACAGGAGCACGUCAGGUUACAGGGAAACCUGGGUCUAAGGAGCCGAGAUCAAUCGUUUGGGUGCAUAUUAUGCACUGGAGUCACCGGGCGGAAACAUGUACGUGAGUUAUCUCUUGGAGAAGGAGAGCAGUAUGUACCCGAAUUCCGUAAGACACCCCAGCUUGAACCUGAACCCUCAGAAUUUCGUCCCAGCGCCUCCUCAGUAUCCAGACUUCACGGGAUACCAUCACGUGCCUGGAAUUACCAACGACCCUCACCACGGCCAGCCGGGGGCCUGGAAUCCCGCGUACCCUCCUCCCAGAGAGGACUGGACACCUUACGGGCCCGGAACCGGAGCUUCGACCUCGAGCACCGGGCAGCUGGGCUUCAGUCCGUCGGAGUUUUCGUCUGUUCAAGCGCCUGGCCUCCUUCCGUCCUCCAUAAACACAUCGGUCGGGCAGCUGUCGCCCAACUCUCAGAGACGGAACCCCUACGACUGGAUGCGUCGGAGCGCGCCGCCGUCGAACUCAGGAGGGAAGACCAGAACAAAAGACAAAUACCGGGUAGUGUACACGGAUCACCAGCGUCUGGAGUUGGAGAAAGAGUUUCAUUACAGCCGUUACAUCACAAUAAGAAGAAAGGCAGAGCUGGCAACAGCUCUCAGUCUGUCGGAGAGACAGGUGAAGAUCUGGUUCCAGAACCGGCGUGCUAAAGAGAGGAAAGUCAACAAAAAGAAGAUGCAGCAGCCGCAGCCGGCCUCCACGACCACACCGACCCCGCCGGGUUCAGCUCUGCAGGGCAAUGUUGCCAUGGUCACCAGCAGCAGCGGUGGCCUGGUAUCACCAUCCAUGCCAAUGACUAUCAAAGAAGAGUACUGAAGACUUUGACUGUUAGCUCUUUUUACGAAGAGCCCUUUCACACACUUUCACACACAGAGUACUUCAAAUCAAAUCAACCCCUCGAUAAUAAAAAACACACAAAAGUGACUCGUGAAAAUGCUUAUGAAUGCUACGCCAAAUAAAAAUGAUUGAUCCGCGAAAAAAGGACUUUGGCUUAUAUAUGACACGCGCGUAUAAAUAGCACGCAGUUUUCGCGCGCGCGCAGCACGCGUCUGCUCCAGCGAAACCCAUCGCGCGGCACAAAUCACGAGCUUUCGGUUUUUUUUUUUAUAUCUACAAUAUUUAUAAGCGCGCCCGGGAGAUCGCGCAGACGAAGACUGUGAAAAUGCGCGAAUUAAAAAAAAAAAAAGUGGCCGAGAAACGCUGAAAAGUAACGCGGCGGCGUUCGAAGCGCGCGCGCGCGGACCGCUCCGGUUUCUUCGUUCCGGUGCUUUGUCACCGCCGCUCUUUUGCUCACCGCUGUAAACUUUGAUAUGUUUCGAGAUUGUAAAAGUGAAUUCAAAUGACUGUACAUUUCUAAAGUAAUUUGUAUGAAUAAAAAAAUAUAUGUUUUAUUGUGA